This is a messenger RNA of Penicillium hordei, 318 nucleotides long. RefSeq names its product DHS-like NAD/FAD-binding domain-containing protein. The record is from RefSeq and is a predicted model, not a curated record. The transcript has a single exon. NCBI's taxonomy places the organism in Eukaryota, Fungi, Ascomycota, Eurotiomycetes, Eurotiales, Aspergillaceae. The coding region runs from base 1 to 318 and encodes 105 amino acids.
AUGGAGACACAAGAGCAAAACAGAUGCCAUCUCACGGUUACCGGUGUUGGCAGUGAUGGAAUGCCUAUGACAUUCCUCCAGUCGGUCAGAGUUGACGGGAUCAGACAGGUUGCUCGCGCCGAACCGUUUACUAUUUAUGUUUACAAAGAGCUGGAACUGGGUGUGGAGUUGAAGCUUGGGCUUGAAUUUAUAGGACAUUAUAAUGAGCCGAACCUUGGACUUGUCUAUGAGUACAGUGGGAACGAAGACGGCUUCCACGCUCUCGAAUAUAACCCACAGAAUGGAUUGUGGGUUGAGAGACGGAACACUCUCACUUAG